Oncorhynchus tshawytscha (Chinook salmon) is the source of this 2196-nucleotide messenger RNA. Its product is annotated as zinc finger protein 354C-like. Gene Ontology annotation, biological process: regulation of transcription by RNA polymerase II. The record is from RefSeq and is a predicted model, not a curated record. Lineage: Eukaryota; Metazoa; Chordata; Actinopteri; Salmoniformes; Salmonidae. The transcript has 3 exons. Gene Ontology annotation, molecular function: DNA-binding transcription factor activity; RNA polymerase II cis-regulatory region sequence-specific DNA binding. The coding region runs from base 240 to 1751 and encodes 503 amino acids.
AGCCCCUUCUCUUCAGUGUAACCGGAAGUGAACAGCGACCAAGUACAAUUUCCACGUUAGCAUUUUUAUUUGUGAUAUUUGGACGUUUAUUAACACCCUGGAACUCAAAAUAUGACUAAUUGAACUGCACCGAAUCACAUACUUACACCCUGUAGUAUUUAAUUUGCGUUGGAGACAGGGCUUGGUUGAUAAAUGUUAUCUAGGUAACGCUAGUUAGCUAGCUGUGAACAUUAGCCAACAUGGCUAACUGUGUGGUUUUUCACACUCAAAUAGCCUCCAUCAUGGAGGUGCUAGCGAAUGCAGCCGUGGCAGAUAUCUGUAAGCUCGUAGACGACGACUAUGCAGUGUUUCGUUUGGAAAUAACUCAAAGCCAGAAAGAAAACAGGGCAUUGCGGAGGAAACUACAUCUAUUGGAACUGAAGGUGGCACGGGAGCGCGCAGAUAGAACAACGCGAGAGCGCGUCCUUGCUAGUCGUCCCAGUAGUGUCAAGAUCCUCGAGCGAGGAAUGGAAAGAGGUGAAGGAAAUCUCACUGGAGGCUACAGGAGCUUUGUGAAGCUAGCGGGACAUAAAACAUGGAGAGAUGACCAACCAAUCACUGUUGAUGAGGGGAGUGGAACCUCAACUCAGCACGUUAUCAUUAUAGAGCCUGCAGAUGCAGAGGCUGCAGGUCCUGGGGUCAAGCUGGAGAGGUCUGAAGGAGAGGAGGACCCACGACACAGCAGAAACAUCCAGGCGGGAGCGCCCUCUGUAGCCACGGAGGACCCCACCACAACCCUAGUUCCGCCCAGGAUCCGACACAGCAUCACAGAGGACAGUGGAACGCAGAACGCUGUCCUUAAGUCAGAGACAGACACAGAGACUUUAACUGUAACACAAAGGAUUUUGCACACAGGAUCUGACCACAGGUCAGACCCAGAGAUACUGGAGCUGGGGGGACUGGGCUGUCGUUCUGCUCCCGGCUCAGAGUAUUUACUUUACGGUAACCCGAGGACAGUUCUGUCCCAUCAGGACUCAGGUGACGCAUUACAGACUGGCAAUGAUCCAUCUUGUUCUUACACUGCAGAGACAGGGAUGAUACCUGGUGACAUGCCUGUGGGCUUAGAUACACAGACUAAUCCAAUGAGAGGGGACUGGAACCGGUACAGUAGUAGUGUGUACUCUGAAGACUGCCUGGAUGAGAAAGGGGAGGGUCUGGCCUUAGAUGAUGUGACUGUGAAAAUGGAGGGCGACACUCCUCUGACAUGGAAUGAAGUCGAGACUCAUUUAAGAGAAGGACAAUCGCAGGACAACAGCAGUGACUUCUUAGACUACAGGGAAAACUUAGAGACAAAUCUAAAUGUCACAACCAACUCCUCUUUACACCCAGUGUCCAUGUCAAUGACACCUUCCGAUUCACAAGGCCUGUUCGAUCAGGUAUUGAACUCAAAUGACCAAAGGUCCAAGGCUCGGGGAGGGGGAGCCAAAAUUGGCAGUAAAGAGAAGCGGUUCCUUUGCAUGUUCUGUAAUAAAGGCUUCAGCUGCCCCCAGAAGGUGGAGAUUCACCAGAGGGUCCACACAGGGGAAAAACCCUACAGCUGUACCCAGUGUCACAUGCGCUUUGCCCAUGCUGGCAACCUGAAGAGGCACCAGAGGGUUCACACAGGGGAGAAACCCUACAGCUGUCCCCAGUGUGAGAAAAGGUUCUCCCAUCAGCACCAUCUGAAGAUGCACCUGAAGGUCCACACGGGAGAGAGGCCAUUCAGAGAGUAACUACCUUAGGAUACAGCAGCAGAAAAAACAUUCCCACUCUAUAACAUAGAAAGUAACCAUUCCACUUGAUAGCUUCUGACUUUGACAUCAAACCCUGAAUUAAAGACAAAGAUGAGUGUUGUCAACAGAAAAGAUCCACAGAUGCAUUUUGGAAUAAUGAGAGUAACAGAUUUCAGUGUUGAAUAUUCCUGGGUAGAAUAUUGCAUCCAGACAUUGUGAUAUAUAAGGCAUAUAUAAGCCUAAUGAGUCUUACAUAUUGUGUUUGUACUGUGUAGGAUAUAUGAUGUUCACAAAUUUCAUUCCUUCCAUUCAACUACUUAUUUUUUUGCCCAAUACACUUUUAAUGAGUACACUCAUGCAGUCUAUCAAGUUCAUGCAGAUGUGUGUGGUUUUCAUAUGGUGAAUUUAAAACGUGUAUGUUUAAUAAAUAAACAUUUUGACUUUG